GUUUAUUUGUUGACUGUGAACUCUUUGUUCCGUUGUGUUAAAGCAGCUAAUAUACAGUGAGUCGUGAGUGAAAAAUUGGUAGAAAUAGACAAUAAUUAAAGACAAGUGUGUGUAGUUUGUGGCAGACCAUACUGGAAGUAAUCCAACGUGAGUUUUCGUGUUUUUCCAACUCGUUCGUCGUGCUGCCAGUUACUGAAAUGGAUUUGGUUGGCUCAGAUCAUUGUGAGGAUCAGAACCCGGAUGUCGAUAUCAGUACAAGUAGCAAUAGGAUGUCUGAACCUGCAGAGAUCAUCAUUGAAUAUGAGCACACCUUCACAAGUACCGAUGCCAAAAUUGGACAUUCUACUCCUAAGCGGAAAAGGAAUGAAUCUAUGAGUGCUGCAGUUAGAGAUGGAGGGCUGAAGAGACUGACAAGUCCUCAAUCAGACAACUGUGAUGUCUUGUCAAUAUCUUCAACUACAGUGACAGCAUCUGAAUGCAAUAUAAGUAACAACUCUGACACUGUUUUGGCAAGAAAUGAUAGUUCAAUUACUCUGUCGGCCAGCUCAUUGUCAGCAACAGUUACUGCAAGCUCUGAUGAUGUACCUAGAGAACUACCAAGCAUCUCGGGGAAAAUGACUAGGCAUAGGCAAAUAAUGCAGCAAAGAUCCAAAAUGCAUAAGCAUGUAUGGAACAUUUCUGGCAAAACUGUAGGUAGCGCAGAAAAAACAAUAGCGUCUCUGAAAAAGAAAAUUAAAAAUCUUCACCAGCAAAAUCGCAGACUGAAGUCUAAAAAAGUAUAUUCCCAGCAAUCAUUAAUGGAGUAUUUGAGGGAGACAUGUGGUUUGACGCCAAAUGCAGGACUAGUUUUGAAUGUAGAAGCAGUACACCCCCUUUGGUUUGACAAGAUGUGGAUGCAUUAUGCAUCAUUGCGUUGGCCUGAUUCAAAGGAUCUACAUUCAGCUAUCAUAAGAUUAGUGUGCCAGUCAACGGAUUUGAUGCAUGACGCUGAACAUUCAACAAACUGCGAUAUGAAUAUUUGUUGGGAUGAUAACGAGGUUGAAAGGAUCAGGAGACUAAUUCGGAAGUACGAGGAAGGGCAGAAGUUGUGUGCGCAGUAUCUACAAGAAGAUUGUACUGUUGAGCAGUCUUGUAGUGAUAUGAUUAAUUAUAACCUUAGAUCAUUUCUGUGUGAGAUUGCAAGGUAUUUACCUCCGGAAAUUAUCCUCAAAUAUAACCUCGAGUAUGAGGAUUGA
Molecule: messenger RNA, 1235 nt
Organism: Acanthoscelides obtectus
Lineage: Eukaryota; Metazoa; Arthropoda; Insecta; Coleoptera; Chrysomelidae
Source: the annotation of a GenBank genome assembly